AUGAGAAGGGAGAACCUGAGCAGCGUGUCCGAGUUCCUCCUCCUGGGGCUCCCCAUCCGGCCAGAGCAGCAGGCUGUGUUCUGUGCCCUGUUCCUGGUCAUGUACCUGACCACCGUCCUGGGGAACCUGCUCAUCAUCCUGCUCAUCAGGCUGGACUCCCGCCUCCACAGCCCCAUGUACUUCUUCCUCAGCCACUUGGCCUUCUCUGACAUUUCCCUUUCCUCUAUCACAGUUCCAAAACUUCUGGUGAAUAUUCAGGUUCAGCAGCAAUCCAUCUCCUGUGAGGGGUGCAUUUCUCAGAUGCAUUUUUUUGUUCUGUUUGGCUGUCUUGACAAUUUUCUUCUUGCAGUGAUGGCCUAUGACAGGUAUGUGGCUAUCUGUCACCCACUGCACUAUGUUGCUAUCAUGAGAGAGGAGCUGUGUGUCUUGUUAGUAGCUGGGUCCUGGUUUUUCUCUUUUGCCCAUGCCCUGUUGCACACUUUUCUUUUGGCCAGACUGUCCUUCUGUGCUGAAAAUAUUAUUGCCAACUUCUUCUGUGACCUCACUGCUCUCUUGAAGGUGAGUUGCUCAGAUGUCUCCCUCAAUGAGCUGGUCAUCUUCACCGAGGGAGGAAUGCUUUUCAUCUUGCCCUUGAGUAGCAUUCUGGGCUCUUACAUCCGUAUAGGAAUCACUGUCCUAACGUUUCCUUCUACUAAGAGAGUCUAUAAAACCUUUUCUACCUGUGGUUCCCAUCUCUUUGUGGUGUCUUUAUACUAUGGGACACUUGCAGGAGUCUACUUUUUCUCUUCAUCGCGAAAUUCCAGUGACAAGGACAUAAUUGCUUCUGUCAUUUACACAGUAGUUACACCCAUGCUAAAUCCUUUCAUUUACAGCCUGAGGAACAAAAAUAUAAAACAAGCCCUAGAAAUGUUUGUCUACAAGGUCAAUUUCCAUAAGUGACAUUUAUUUCACUUAUUUCACUCAUGAGCUCUGUGAAGUCCGUGUCCUAAAAUUAUCAUGUAGUUGACAACUCCAUCUAGGUUUACAGUGAUUGUACUCUGUUUUUAUGUUCAGCACUCUUACUAGGCAGAUCGAGUUUGUUAAGUGGCUUCUUAUAUCUUUUCUGUUCUUAAUCAAUGUUUGCUUAUUUAUCAUAUACAGUAAGAUGUAUAAAAUUGUAAACAAAACAUGGUGAACCAUUAUAGUUGUGGAUUUGUCCUUUUCUCCUUUUAGGUAUGUCAUGUUUUAAUUAUGUAUCUUUUAAACUUUGUAAUGGGAGACAAUCAGUUUAGCACUAUGAUUUAUUUUUGGUGGGUGACUUUUUGAUGUAGGAGUGUGCUGAAGUGGGCUAAGUUCACUGAGAUUAUUCCUUCCCAGGUGCACAGUUAUGACAAUUGUGUUGGUGGCUAGAAAUCAGCCGUCCUGAGAAUACUGACACCAUGGAGCUGUUAAAUCUUACAGACAUUCAUUAUUUAUUUGGCAGGACACCAUUACAUUUAGAAAUAGAUAUUUCACUUAGUUUUUAUUAGUGGCUUCUACUUUAGUAUCUCAUCUACUUUUGAUAUUAGCAUAGAUACACAGUUAUUCUAGGAUUAGUGAGUACAUAUGAUUUCUUUUCUGUCAUUUUACUUGAAUUUUUCUAUGUUCUUAUAUAUGUGAAAUAAAUGUUCAUUGUAAACAAUAUAAAGUUCAUAUGUACAUUGUUACUUUCCUGGGAAACUUGCUAUACUGUAUUUAUAUUUAACGUAAUCAUGAUUCAUUUAAGCUUGUAUUUUCCUUCUCACUAUCUUUCAUUAGGACUUGUUUGUGGUGCAUAAUGAUUACAUUCUUGUGUGGAUUUUUUACAUGUACAGAAUACAUCUGAAUUCUUGUUUCAUCUACUCCCCCAAUAAAGAAAAAAUAAGUUUAUAUUUUCCAUAUUUUUGUUUUCUAGUUAGGACAGUUGUUUUACAUUUUUCUCUGUAUUUUAUUAACUAAAUAUGUCCUUUGUACUCUACUUCACCCCUACUAACUUACUUAAUCAUACGUUAUUAUUACUAUUUUUCUUUGUGGGUGCUUUUUUCUACUGAUUGCUUUUUGCUUCU
This is a messenger RNA of Cavia porcellus (domestic guinea pig), 2063 nucleotides long. Its product is annotated as olfactory receptor 1J4-like. Lineage: Eukaryota; Metazoa; Chordata; Mammalia; Rodentia; Caviidae. The transcript has a single exon. Gene Ontology annotation, biological process: G protein-coupled receptor signaling pathway. The record is from RefSeq and is a predicted model, not a curated record. Gene Ontology annotation, cellular component: plasma membrane. Gene Ontology annotation, molecular function: olfactory receptor activity; G protein-coupled receptor activity. The coding region runs from base 1 to 939 and encodes 312 amino acids.